CCAGGUACUAUAAUGCGAGAACACAACCAAAUGGAGAGGCCAUGUGUUGGUGGUCUGUUUUACAGUCAUAACUGAGCUCCUUCCUUUGACCAUUUCAGCCCAGAUGUCAGGCACAUACAUGAAGAAAGAAGUAAUUUUGGAAGUAAAUCCUCCAGAUGCAGCUUUUGCAGCUGUUGAAAUCGACACCAGUCAUUGAGUCUUCCCAGAUGAGGCCCUUUUGACCUGUUGGGUGCCUAUGCAUAGUAAAAUGUUUAUUGUUCUACAUCAUUGAGUUCCAUUGAUGGUUAUUGCACAGCAGUGGUAGUAGAAGUUACUUGUUUUUCUUUCUGGCUUAAAAGAGGCUUCUUUUAUUGGGAUGAACUACUCAUGUGCAGCCUCAUAUUCAAGGGUGGAUAGGACCUUCAUCUACCCUUGGAUCUCAGUAUGGAUGAAAAUCUUGCAUGAAUUCCAUGAAACCAAUCUACCUGAAUACAUUAUCCAAGGAAAUGUUACAAAAAGAGCAGCAUCUCAGACAUGUUGAAAAAGAUGUUCUGAUCCCUAAAAUAAUGAGAGAAAAGGCCAGAGAGAGAUGUUCUGAACAAGUUCAAGAUUUUACAAAAUGUUGCAAGGACACUGGAAUUCUUAUGGUAGUCAAAUGCCGAAAAGAAAAUUCUGCAUUGAAAGAAUGUCUUACUACUUACUAUAAUGAUCCAGCCUUUUAUGAAGAAUGCAAAAUGGAGUAUCUGAAGGAAAGGGAAGAAUACAGAAAUACCGGUAUUCCUACCAAGAAAAGGCUGCAGAAGCUUCCCACAAGCAUGUAGACAAAUUGUUCAGUGAAUUAGCAACACAUAUUUAUGGAGAUGAUUUAUAAGUCAUACGAAAUAAUGAACUUCAGAAUUUGCUUGCUUUGUUCUAAUUAUGGAAAUAUUAAUUUUAUAUGAAAUAAAGACUUUAAUUCAGA
Dipodomys ordii (Ord's kangaroo rat) is the source of this 940-nucleotide messenger RNA. It is a transcript of the gene Cmc1, whose product is annotated as C-x(9)-C motif containing 1. Bases 441 to 800 code for a protein of 119 amino acids. Gene Ontology annotation, cellular component: mitochondrion. The transcript has 5 exons. NCBI's taxonomy places the organism in Eukaryota, Metazoa, Chordata, Mammalia, Rodentia, Heteromyidae. The record is from RefSeq and is a predicted model, not a curated record.